AAUUUGUAGCGCAGAGAGCAUUUUCCGACUGACAGUUCCCCCCAAAAUUAAGUUUGUGUUGCGUUUCAAAAUUGUUGGUAAAUACACCGACACCGACACCGAUCCCUCUCCCGCUCCCGCCCCCAUCCGGUUCCUGCGCUCCGCUACCAUUGCCAUACGAAGCGGUUAGGGAGAUGUUGCGUUCCCGCCGUGCAUUGGGCAACCCGGAUAAUGGGAAUGAUGAGCAAAUAUGCUGGAUAUGCUUGAAUACGGAUGAGGAGACAUUGCGCAGUGAUUGGUUGCAACCCUGCCGCUGCCGUGGCACCAACAAGUGGGUGCACGAGGCAUGCCUCAGUCGCUGGAUCGAUGAGAAGCAAAUGAUCAAUCCGGAUGUGCCGGUCAGCUGUCCACAGUGCCACACCGAGUAUAUCAUUGUGAUGCCGCAUGUCUGUCGCUUUGAUGCAUUCCUCGAGCGUGUGGAGAAAAUCUAUGGGAUGCUCUGUCCCAGCAUAUUGAUGGGCAUGCUGGCCACGGUUGUCUACAUUGCCACAUUGUCGUACGGUGCACUCACAAUGCAUCAAAUCGCUGGCUAUGAGCGCAGCCUGCAACUGAUGAAGGAUGAUCCAACGCUUCUGAUGAUUGUGCUGCCAUCGGUGCCGGCGGCGUUGCUGCUGUUGCGUCGCCUCGAUUGGGAUAACUGGUUGGUGCGCUGGCUGCGUCGCCGUCAACGGCAACCCGUGCCCGCCGAGCAUUUGGAUGAGUACGGCGAGCCCCUGCCCGGUGCCCCACUCACCGAUGAUUAUUUCGACAGACUCGAGCCGAUUGAUGGCGACGAUAUGUUGCAGGGUGGCGCACUGAAUGCCGAGAAUAUUGAACGUGCCACAUGCCGCUUCUGCACCGCCCUCAGCCUGCCCACAUUUGCCGUGCUCAUUGGACAAACGCUCUACGGCAAUCUGAGCAGCAAAGUCCUGAGCAUUGUGAUGGGCGCCGUCACCUUUGAGGCGAUCAAGGGCCUCAUUUGGGUUUAUCUCCGACAAUGCCAAUAUUACCGACGGCGUUAUCGCAGCGUUUUGGAUUAUUCACCCGAAAAUGUCCCACGCAGCGGCAGAUCCAUUUAGUAGAUCCAUAUCCAACAUAUUUCUAACUCACAUUAUUCACUUCUGUCUAAAAUUAAAAUUGUAUUUCUAACGGUA
Drosophila innubila is the source of this 1172-nucleotide messenger RNA. RefSeq names its product E3 ubiquitin-protein ligase MARCHF5. The record is from RefSeq and is a predicted model, not a curated record. Gene Ontology annotation, molecular function: zinc ion binding. The transcript has a single exon. The coding region runs from base 174 to 1097 and encodes 307 amino acids. Lineage: Eukaryota; Metazoa; Arthropoda; Insecta; Diptera; Drosophilidae.